CCUCGUGCCUGUUGAACAAAACUGACGACGUUCCUCCCAUCGUGGCCUUCCACUCCCUCCCACUGCAUCACCAUCCAUUGAUCCCCUCGCCUUCCUCAACUUCGCUGCAUUGCCUUGCAUUGCCAUUUCGAGGUUGCCCUGUGCGUCUUUGCCGAGAGGUUCGUCAUACAAAAGUGGAUUCAUCGCAGGGCGUCGACGUCGCCCGCCGUCUCGGCCGUGCCCUUUGUGCCGCCGUGCCCGCAGCCGUACGCCCUUCGUCGGCUCGCCCCGAGAGCGAAUGGGACACUCUGCGCCUUCCCCCUGAGCCCGCAUACGCCCUUCCCCUUCCUAAAGAGCCAGCGCCGCCAUGACCUCCAUUGACGAGAUGGAGGAGUUUGUCAACUGGGACAGGGCGGGCGCCUCGGUUGGCCAUAACUCCUUCGGCAACCUCCACACCAGCAACACCAACAUUGAUCCUACGUUGGUAGGCAUGUCCGCUGACCCUGAAUCCGAGAAUAUGGGUCUCGUCUUCGAGAAUGUCAACGAGGACGACUUCAGCUUCCAUGCAAUUGAGCAUUUCUCCCAGAACAGCGGCGCCCUUCCUGGGCUAGGCUCCGGCCUGGAUGAAGCUCUCGUCGACCUUCCCAUGGAUGGGACCCCGGCAUUGGAUCUGCUCGAGAGCACUGUCUCGCCAUGUUCCAGCUGUGCCAUGGGUGGCUACUCGUGCAAGAAGAUUAGGGAAGGUCGAUACAAGGGCUACUGCACCAGCUGCGUCGCCCUCCGCAUCGAGUGUAGCUUCGCUCGCUCUGCCUCGAGCAGCUUCGACUGGGGCGACUCGUCGGCCCUAUUUCCCAGCAAUCCAUGGCCCAUCAUGGGAGAUCACCCCAAUACAAUUAGUAACCAAGAGCUACUCAGUGACCAGCGACAGACGGGAACCAGCUCUCCUGCCGUCGACAUGCUCAAUCUGUCGACGAGCAACUUAGCUGACGACGGCGGUAUUCUGGCGCCCAAACCUGGCCCGCCUCCCAAGAUUGGUGCUCGCUUUUCGCGAGAGUCGGUGCGGAUAUUGAAGAACUGGCUGUCUUCGCAUAACCGCCACCCCUAUCCCAGUGACGACGAGAAGGAGGCGUUGCAGCGGCAGACAGGCUUGAACAAGACGCAAAUCACAAAUUGGCUCGCCAACGCCAGGCGUCGCGGCAAGGUUCAAGCACCACGAUCAACCUCGCCACACCCUGGUAACUGGUCAAGCUCAAUCGACAUUCCCCAGAGGCGGGGUACUCCCGCACUGGAGGCUAUGAACCCGCUUCAACGUUGGGAGCACUCUCCACCGGAACACGAACCCGCUUCCGUGACUGCUAUUGCGAGGGCCGUCACAGCUUCUUCUUCGUCAGCUUUGUCUUCCGGGCUCAACAGCCCCUUCAGCUUCAACUACACCGACGACGGUUCCAGCAAGUCGCUCUGCAAUCAGUCUUCAACCAGCUCACUAGGCACAUCGCACUCGAGUACCAAUGGGUCUCGGGGCUCAGCCUACUCGCACGGCUCGCGCAACUCAUGGGGCUCCCUCGGCUCGGCUCCCUUCAGCAGCCGAGGACGCCGUCGCCGGCGGCGCAGGGCGGCGCCCAAGCACGGCAAGGAAACCACCACUUCUUUGGCAGUUCCUCUCAAGACCUUCCAGUGUACCUUCUGUACCGAGACUUUCCGGACCAAGCACGACUGGCAGCGGCAUGAAAAAUCGCUGCAUCUAUCCCUGGAGCGAUGGGUGUGUGCACCUGAUGGCCCCCGCGCCGUCAAUUCAGAGACCGGCGUGCUAUCCUGCGUUUUCUGCGGGUUGGCUAAUCCGGACGACGCCCACAUGGAAGGCCACAAUCAUUCGGCUUGCCAGGAGCGAACGCUGGAGGAGAGGACAUUCUAUCGCAAGGACCACCUGAACCAACACCUACGCCUCGUCCACAACGUCAAGUUUAUGGAGUGGUCCAUGAAGCAGUGGAAGGUUGCCACUCCCGAGAUAAGGUCUCGGUGCGGUUUCUGCGGCAUCGUGAUGGACACAUGGACCAUUCGUGUUGAUCACCUGGCGGAGCACUUCAAAACGGGUUACUCCAUGGCUGACUGGAAGGGUGACUGGGGUUUUGAUGUGCCCGUGCUCGACAUGGUCGAGAACUCCAUUCCUCCUUAUCUUAUUCAUCAUGAGCGCAUAUCGCCCCUGCCAUAUGUAGCCGACUCCUCACCGCCCGAGUCCCCGCGAAACGCCUACGAACUCAUCAAACUGGAACUGGCCUACUUCGGCGCCAACCACUGGGAACAGCACCAACAGCCACCGACCGAUGAGGAGAUGCUUCUCGAAGGGUGUCGUAUCAUUUUCGCUUCGGAACUCUUGUCGCUGCAGGGAAUCGCGACCCAGAACUCGUGGCUCCGUGACAUCAUCAUGAGCGCGCAUGAUACCGCACAAAAGGCCAGGUUUGGUCCCCUCCGUGGUGCCACCGAAAGCAGGUUGGCUACUCUCAAAAUUAACGGCAAGGACAACCUUUUCGAAGAGUGCCCGAUGGAGAUUCAGUUGCAGGGCUUUGUCAAGGCCAAGCGGCUUUUGGGACUAACGGCCAUGGACGAUGAGUUGCAAGAGGAGGCGUGUAAGAUUGUCGGCCGGGUCGAGGAGGUCUGCACACACCCAUCCGAGACGGUUGCCAACUGGCUGCUGCGGCUCAUCAAGAACUCGACUGGUUGGCUCGCUGCCUUUCGUCGCCGCGCGCACCUGCCGCGGAGCGAAGACGUUCAAGACGAGGCCGUCCGCUCCACAGACCCCAAGUCCAUCGACUCGACAAUCCACAGCUACUCUAGACUGGAGUGUGAGUUGACCGACUUUUUGAGGAUCCAGCGAUCUCUGGGAAUUGAGCCGACAGAUGAAGAUCUGCAACGGCAAGCUCGUAUCAUUAUAUACGAGUUCGACGACGGAUGGAACCAGACGGCGGCAGAUAACAUCCAAUGGCUCGAGGCUUUCAAGGAACGCCACCCGCCGGAGCAGACAUCAGAGAGACCCCCGGUCAAUUGUCGCGAUAUUCCCGAGGCCCCGUCAACCACCAGGUUAUCGGGAUCGACCCUGUCACCGACGCAGUCAUCUAGGUCAGGAGGCGUCAACGACUUUUCCGACCUCAUCAAAGGCAACCAGGGCGUCCCGUUCUUCCUCAACGACGCCAACUGCUAUCGUAGAUUGGCGAGGGAGCUGCGGCGCUGGGUCAAAUCGACAAUGUCUCCAAACAAUCCCAGCAGACAUGUGCCCACGGACGAGGAGUUGCAGUACCAAGCGCGCUGGGUCCUCUAUGACGACGAUGACCCCUGGAACCAGACGGCCGCGGACAAUGCCGAGUGGCUGCAGCGUUUCAAGCGUGAUGUGGGAAUUCUGAAGGAGCCUGGGCCGGGGCUGCCGAAGGGUUACGCAUGGGCCCUGGAGCAAGGCGGCACCGGUUUCGCACCGCCUUAUGCGUUUCCAAAGGGCCAUCUUGAGCCAUUCAACGAGGAUGUCCAGGUGAACAUGCGUCAUGGGGCCAAGUCGUUUACUGCGAACCACUCGGCAGCGAAUAGCUUCCUCGAGACCCUCACGUCAGGAAACACUCGGCCAGCGAACGUGUUUUGCUCGCGCGAGCUUGAGACGGGACUGGUCGCGUUAGCACACAAGACUAUUAGCGCUACGGGGCAAUUUCCGUCGGAUCAGUCGCUCAAAGCCAAGGCCAAGGAGAUUAUUCAUAAACCCUUGACGGCGGCCGAUGACCCAGAGCUGCUGGAGAAGUUCAAGGUGUGGAUGCAAGAGAAGUUCCCGCACGCUACGGCGGCAGCACCUGACGAGAGCGUGACGGAGCCGCCGUUGCUGCCGACCAAUAUGGAGGUUAACAUGUCGGACGCCGAGCUGGGCAACAUGCUCCAGGAGAUGGAAUUCGACUUCAGCACAGCGGACUUGAACAUAGACAUGGGGAUGAUGGACGACCCUGAGGAUGACGGCGGGGUGAGCUUGAGUCUGUCUGGAAUUUAAUGACUGGGGGAUGCGAUCCAGGGGCCGCGCGCAUGUUGACGGCGACAGUGCGGUACAAAGGAGAGUGCGGCGGUUGAAUGAUGCCUCGACGAAUGCAUGACUGGGGAGGCGGCAGGUACGUACGUGUGCAUGAUAAAAGCAAUGUUGGUGAAUUUUGGGCGUCUUUUUCACGCGAUGGAUUGGACAGAGGGCGUUUAUGACGAUCUACGAAUACCACUCCCAGCUUUAAUACAGC
Purpureocillium takamizusanense is the source of this 4232-nucleotide messenger RNA. RefSeq lists its product as uncharacterized. The coding region runs from base 347 to 3997 and encodes 1216 amino acids. Gene Ontology annotation, molecular function: DNA binding. The record is from RefSeq and is a predicted model, not a curated record. Gene Ontology annotation, biological process: regulation of DNA-templated transcription. NCBI's taxonomy places the organism in Eukaryota, Fungi, Ascomycota, Sordariomycetes, Hypocreales, Ophiocordycipitaceae. The transcript has 3 exons.